This is a messenger RNA of Lathyrus oleraceus (garden pea), 996 nucleotides long. RefSeq lists its product as uncharacterized. Gene Ontology annotation, molecular function: DNA helicase activity. The transcript has a single exon. The record is from RefSeq and is a predicted model, not a curated record. The coding region runs from base 1 to 996 and encodes 331 amino acids. Gene Ontology annotation, biological process: DNA repair; telomere maintenance. Lineage: Eukaryota; Viridiplantae; Streptophyta; Magnoliopsida; Fabales; Fabaceae.
AUGGAAACAAAUGAAGUCGGGGGAGUGCCAACAAUUAUUCAAGAAGAGUUGUCGGUCCAAAUUCCAGAUGAAGACAUUCAAUUUGUUGGGAAGUUAAAUAAUGACCAAAUGAGUGCUUACAAUACAAUUAUGAACGUCAUCCACCAAAACCAAAGUCAAUUUUUUGUUGUUGAUGGUCUUGGAGGAACAAGUAAAACUUUCCUUUAUCGAACUAUAAUGGUAAAUUUGAGAUGUAAUAGUCAAAUUGUCUUAGCAACAAUUUCCUCAGGUAUAGCUGCUAGAUUAUUACCUGGUGGUAGAACUGCACACUCUCGAUUUGGGAUCCCCAUUGAUAUAGAGCCCAUUUCUAUUUGCAAAAUAACAAAGAAAUGUGACCUUACAAAACUCAUUAGAAUAACCAAUGCAAUCAUUUGGGAUGAAGUACCCAUGAUAAAUAGAUAUUGUGUGAAAGCAUUAGAUCGAUCGCUACAAGAUAUUAUGAAUAUCGAUGCUCCAUUUGGUGGAAAAAUAAUGAUCAUGGGAGAAGAUUUUCGCCAGGUGCUUCCUGUUAUUGAAAAAGGAAGUAUAAGAGAAAUGAUUUCAGCGUGUAUUGUUAAGUCUCAAUUAUGGGCCACCACAAAGAUCCUACACUUGCGCCAAAAUAUGCGAUUAAUUCAUGACCACGAGUUUACACAGUUUCUGAUGAGGAUUGGAGAUGGCAAUGAACCUGCUAAAGAGGAUGACAUGGUCAAGAUGCCUGCUGAAAUUGUAAUACCAUGGGAAGGAGAAAGCGCCAUAAAAAAGCUCAUACAACAUACAUUUCCCCAAUUAGAAAACCAUGGAUGGGAUGCUUCAUAUAUGGUGGAGAAAGCCAUACUUAUCCCUAAAAAUUAUGAUGUACAUAUGUUGAAUGACAUGAUUAUUAAUAAGUUCCCUGGAGAUGAACAUAUUUUGUUAUUUUUGAUGAGGUUGAGGGUGAUACUCAUAAUCUAUAUCAACAAGAAUACUUACACAUAA